AUGGACGCGGAUCCAAGCAAGAUUCAGAGCAUUCUCGCGGCCCUUGCCCAGCAAAGACCCCCAGCUGGGGCGACGCCGACGCAGACUCCUCCAAAUGUUGGCAAUGCCCCAUACCCUCCUCCCUCUUCAUCGACACAGCCUGGCCUGUACCAAGCGCCGCCGCCACCGGGUGCUCCUGGAUAUGGACAUCCUGGCCUUGGUCUCCCGGCGCCAGCCUCGAGCGGGAACCUAGAUCUCAGUGCCAUUCGACCUGUAAAUUCGGGCACCAUGAACUUCAACGAUGCACUGUCCAAGAUUCGAGCCUCUGCCGCAGAGAAGGGCGCUACCCCGUACGACCGUCCGAUUGUCUAUAAUGCCGAUGCCAGAAAUACAGAGCGACCCUAUGGCAGGUCAAGAUCGCGAUCCCCUCAUCGAGGUGACCAUGGCGACAAUAUGUACCGAGAUGAUCGCCGAGGGGGACAUGGCCGAGAAUACGCCCGCGAACGCUCUUACUCUCCUGGACCCAGGGGCGGUCGACCCUUUUCGCCCCGAGGCAGCGGUCGUGAGCGAUCGCCUAUUCGGGGUGGGGAUGACCAGUCAGAAACAAUUCAGAUCGAAUCCAGCCUGGUUGGUUUGAUUAUCGGCCGUCAGGGAGAGAACCUUAGGCGUAUCGAGGGUGACACCAACUGCCGUGUCCAGUUCCUUCCGGCAAGCGACAAUGGACCCUUCCGGCAGUGCAAAAUUACCGGCCCGAGACAUGCUCGUGCCGAAGUCAAGACAGCGAUCAACCGUAUCAUCGAGGAUAGCGGUAUGGGACCCCUCAACCGCGCCCACGAGAAGCCCCGCGAUCCGAGUAAGGGCGGCGCGGCCGCCCUCCGUGACGGUGAAGACCAUAUGCAGAUCAUGGUACCGGAUCGUACCGUUGGCCUCAUUAUCGGCCGAGGAGGCGAAACUAUUCGUGAUCUCCAAGAGCGAUCUGGAUGCCACAUUAACAUUGUCGGGGAAUCGAAGAGCGUCAACGGCUUGAGGCCUGUCAACCUUAUCGGAACUCGAGAGGCUGCCGCCAAGGCCAAGGACUUCAUCCUGGAGAUUGUGGACAGCGAUAGCCGAGGAGAAGCACCACCAAGUGUCAAGCCCGCACCGGGGAGCCGCAAUGACACACCCCGCCGAGAUGGGCCCGGGAUGGGUGCUACUAAUGGACCUGACAAGAUUAACGAUGCCAUCUACGUGCCGUCCGAGGCCGUGGGCAUGAUUAUAGGUAAAGGAGGUGAAACGAUUCGGGAGAUGCAGAGCGCGACUGGCUGUAAAAUCAACGUGGCUCAAUCGUCUGGUCCGGACGAGGUUCAGAGGGAGAUUGCUCUUAUCGGUACCCGCGAUAGUAUUGCGCGUGCCAAGCAGGCCAUCGACGAGAAGGUUGAGGCAGUGGACCAUGACCGAAGGGACAACUCUUCUCGACAAGCUCCCAGCCAUUCUACUAACCCACCAUCCCAAGCCCCCUCCGGUGAUGGCGCUGACCCCUACGCCCAAUAUGGCGGAUACCAGAACUAUGUGGCACUCUGGUACCAGUCUCUAAUGUACCAGCAGCAACAACAAGGCGGCCAGGGAGCGCCUGCUGGAGCGCCCGCCCCUGGAUCUUAG
Messenger RNA from Clonostachys rhizophaga, 1617 nucleotides. The record is from the annotation of a GenBank genome assembly. NCBI's taxonomy places the organism in Eukaryota, Fungi, Ascomycota, Sordariomycetes, Hypocreales, Bionectriaceae.